AUCUGGGGCAAGGUACAGCUUCUCUCCGAGUCUGGGAAUUAUGAGCCCUCAUGCCAAGCUUCGGACUACAUUUCCCAGAAGGCUCUACUCCCCGGGUUGUCGUAGUUUACCAGGGCGUGUCUUGGAGGCGAGGCCGCAGUCGGCGAGCACAGUUGGGGCUUCUCGUUGCUGCUGCGGCAGCCGCACCUGCCUCCGGGCGAGAUGGUUGGGGUCCUGCUCCUGCUCCUCCUUCUCCCCUUUCUCCUGUACAUCGCUGCACCCCAAAUCAGGAAGAUGCUGUCCAGCGGGGUUUGUACAUCAACCAUCCAGCUUCCUGGAAAAGUGGCUGUGGUCACUGGAGCCAACACAGGCAUCGGGAAGGAGACCGCCAAAGAGCUGGCUCGAAGAGGAGCCCGUGUGUAUUUAGCUUGCCGGGACGUGCAAAAGGGGGAAUUGGUGGCCAGAGAAAUCCAGAUGAUGACAGGGAACCAACAAGUCUUGGUGCGGAAACUGGACUUGGCUGAUACUAAAUCUAUUCGAGCCUUUGCUAAGCACUUCUUAGAAGAGGAAAAGCAUCUCCACAUUUUGAUCAACAACGCAGGAGUGAUGAUGUGUCCCUACUCCAAAACAGCAGAUGGCUUUGAGAUGCAUAUGGGAGUCAACCACUUAGGUCACUUCCUCCUGACCCAUCUGUUGCUAGAAAAGCUGGAGGAAUCAGCACCAUCGAGGGUGGUGAAUGUGUCUUCCUUAGCACAUCUCCUGGGAAGGAUCCACUUCCAUAACCUGCAGGGCGAGAAGUUCUACCAAUCAGGUCUGGCCUAUUGUCACAGCAAAUUAGCCAACAUUCUCUUCACCCAGGAACUGGCUCGGAGGCUAAAAGCAUCAGGCUCUGGUGUCACGGUGUACUCUGUGCACCCUGGCACAGUCAACUCUGAACUGGUUCGGCACUCAGCCCUCAUGAGAUGGAUCUGGUGGAUUUUCUCCUUCUUCAUCAAGACCCCACAGCAGGGAGCCCAGACCAGCCUAUACUGUGCCUUAACGGAGGGUCUAGAAGUUCUCAGCGGAAACCAUUUCAGUGACUGCCAUGUGGCAUGGGUCUCUGCACAGGCUCGUAAUGAGACGGUAGCAAGGCGGCUGUGGGAUGUCAGCUGUGACCUGCUGGGCAUCCCUGUGGACUGGCUGAUGAUGGCAGCUGGACCCAAGAGAAGCCUGAAGCAGACUAUUCAGCACACCCUGCCAAAAUGAUUCUCCUUCAGGAUGGCCAAAACCUUGAGCACAAAGCAAACCUUCCAACUUGCCUGCUUGAUGCCUGAUAAAAGCCCAGUGUGCACUGCCGGAUUCAUCCAAACACCUUGCAUUUGCAGGUUAUUUUGCUCCUAUUACUGCCCAUUACUAGAGAUAAUAUAGGCUAAGUAGACCCUCAGUUGACCUCCAAGCUCAUUUUUUCCUUCUGAAGCCUCUUACCCAGGGGAACCUAAGCUGUGGCAGGGGUUGAUUGAUGGCACUUUGGAUUAGUUUCUGUCCUCUUUGUCCACAGUGUAGUUCUUCCGAACCAAACUACCUUCAAGGGGAGGCAUGAUUUAGCCUCAGCUAAACUCCGGAGUCCCAGUGGCUUGGCUCAAGAGCAGGGUUUGUCCUUCUUCUCAUAAGAAAACCACCAUGGCACCAACAUCUGAAUUCUUUCAGCUCUUCACUGAAUCUGGAUUGUGGCAUGGCUUUAUCUUUGCCAUGCCUAGAUCACAGAACUUCCUUUUCUAAGAAGGUGGAGUUUACUGGAUGGCAGAGAUUUGCGGAAAGGCAGAAAUAAACAUCAAAUUUAAACUGUCAUUCAUUUUUCUGCUGUUUCUCAAAUCAGCAAGAAGCUAGUGGAAAAGGCAGUUUGAAAAGAUAGGCCACUUGACUUCACUUACUGACCCUAAUUCAUGGAGGCUUCCUCUUUGUGCCUUAGUUUCUCUUAGAAAACCAGAAGAGGAAGACUAUUUAAUGAUUGUCCCUGAGUAUAUCUUUGUGUGUGUUCUUGUGUUUUUAAGCAGUUGGGAGUAUUCAAAAUAGUCACAAAGGAACAGUAUUAAACUGGACCCUAGUGCAGAUAAAUAAUCAGAGACAGAGCAGACCUGUGUCAUUCAGUCUUUGAUACAAACAGGAAAUAAACUCUACCCAAGAAGCACAUGGGUAGCAGGGAAGAAGUCCAAAAAAGACAAGAAUCUUGGAAGGUAAUGCAUGCAAAGGCAAUGAAGGGGCUAGAAAAGGGUGUGUGUGUGUUUUUUUUUUUAAUGCACAGCUAAAGAUGGUAAAAUCCAGCCAUAGAAGAAUUGAGGGUGACUACCUUGUGUUCAAGCAUGAUAAGGCACUGUUUUAACAAGCUCCCGUCAAUCUAUGUGGCAGAAAAAGCAAAAACGGUCCCCCACCCCCUCUACUUCUUUAUUCAGCAAAAUUAUCUUAAGGACUGGUAUUGGUAAUUAUGGUCAUUUUAAAACUCUUUCAGGGCAUUUCCUUAUAUUACCAUGACAAGAUUAAAAUGUCUGCUGUAUAGUAUACUUGAAGAAUGUUUAUCCAAAGUAAUGGAAGUCUGAGAAAUUGGAACACAAACAUGUCCCAUCACUUGUUUGGAGUACAUUCUUUUAGUAGAGUUUGUGAUUUUCUUGGACUAAUUACAUGUUCACUUUGGUGGAGAAAAGAGUUAUAGGACCAUAGUCUUCUCAUAUUUGUAAAUAAUCUUUUGUUGAACUUGUUUUGACCAUUAAACUAUAUAUUUAGAUAUGGUCAUUUUAUGGAAAAAUUGGAAAACUUUUGAUAAUAGUACAGAACUGAAUUAAUAUUUUACUUAAUUUAUAUUGAACUGUCAAUGACAAAUAAAAAAUUUGAUGAUUUA
Molecule: messenger RNA, 2851 nt
Organism: Bubalus bubalis (water buffalo)
Lineage: Eukaryota; Metazoa; Chordata; Mammalia; Artiodactyla; Bovidae
Gene: RDH11
Product: retinol dehydrogenase 11
Exons: 7
Coding region: 202-1224 (340 amino acids)
Source: RefSeq, a predicted model, not a curated record